UCUUUUUAAUUAGCGCAUAUUAUCAUAUAUCAAAGAAAUUUCAAUCAAAUUAAAACAAUUUUAUUUCCUAAAUACUUAUUAAAAUGAACUUUGAAUUUGCUAAUCCAAGUAAGGAAUCUUCACGUGCUGCAUGCAAAAAAUGUGGUUACGCCGGCCAUCUCACCUACCAAUGUCGCAAUUUCCUAAAAGUCGAUCCUGACAAAGAGAUUCUCUUGGAUGUUGAAAGUACUAGCAGCGAUUCGGAAACCGACUAUUUAACACCUCUGACAGAAUUACGCAUGCAAGAGCUUAAAGAACAACAACAAAAAGAAGUUGUUAAAAAGCGUAAAAAAGACGAAGAAAAAUCCAUCGUCAAGAAAUCAUCGUCAUCAAACAAAAAAAAAGUCAACAACAAAGAAAAACGCGACAAGAAAAAACGUAAAAAACAAUCUAGCUCGAGCAGUAGUUCCUCAUCAUCAUCGUCGUCAUCCUCAUCGCCAUCCGAUUCGUCUUCAUCUGAUUCCAGUGAGGAUGAAUAUUCGACAUCGUCGUCCUCGACUACCGCCGAUGAUAAGAAAAAGAAGAAAACUGGGUCCAAAGAUAAGAAAGUGAAAACAAAGAAAAUCCACAAGAAGACCAAGAAAUUGCCUCGAAAGAAAAAGAGACAUUCAUCGACUUCUUCAUCGAGCUCAUCCUCCGAUGAUGAUUUAUCUAGUUCACCAUGAAGAGCUAAAUUAUAUUCCACCUAAAAAGACUUGAGAUUUGAUAUUUUAUAAACAAAGUAUUUUUAAUCCUUUACAAUAAAAAAAUAAUGACAAAGUAAACAUCAGUUAUUGAUGUUGC
Messenger RNA from Episyrphus balteatus (marmalade hoverfly), 822 nucleotides. RefSeq names its product protein SREK1IP1. The record is from RefSeq and is a predicted model, not a curated record. Gene Ontology annotation, molecular function: zinc ion binding; nucleic acid binding. Bases 84 to 704 code for a protein of 206 amino acids. The transcript has 2 exons. NCBI's taxonomy places the organism in Eukaryota, Metazoa, Arthropoda, Insecta, Diptera, Syrphidae.